Microcebus murinus (gray mouse lemur) is the source of this 4049-nucleotide messenger RNA. NCBI's taxonomy places the organism in Eukaryota, Metazoa, Chordata, Mammalia, Primates, Cheirogaleidae. The record is from RefSeq and is a predicted model, not a curated record.
CAGCUCUCACCCCAGAGUUUCACCGCGAUUGAAUGCUUUGAGCCUGCCAAAGGAAUCCAGAGAUUCGUUAAGAGGCUAAGAAUUUUUUUAAAAAAGCACUUGGGCACUGGUGGAGCAGGUCUAAAUGAGAGGCUACAAAAAGGAAUUACAGAUACAGUGUAACUGAUGACUGGUAAAUGGUGAGGAGGGAAAUGCCUGCAGUGAACUGCAGACUAGACCACCACACUGAGAUUCUUCUUCUAGAAGAUAAGAUUUUUGAGGGGAGAGGGUGGUGAUUCCUGUAAACUGUGGUUUGAAAGGGGCUGCCCAAGUGGGUGAUUAUUUUCAGCAUGUUAAUGGGCUGUAGAUAGAGGGAAGGCAGAAUCUAAAUCAAACCUAUUCAAACCUUAAUUCUUUGAAAAGUGUGUGUUUAAAGACCAUUUGACUGCCAAAAGAGGUGUGUGUUGGAGGGUUGGGGACAGCGAUGUCGCCUUUAUAUCAUACUUUAAAAAGGGGAGGGUGUGUCCAGGAGCUUAAGAGCAAGUAAAACUGUGCAAGGUAUUCCCUGCCUCUCCUCCAUUUCUCCAGACCUGCAAUAGCAAGGGCAUAUUGUACGUCUUACAGUGAAACAACAUAAAAGGUCCUUUCAGUUAACUAACUUGUUAAUUUGUUGGAUAUACCUGGUAAUAUCAGUAAGAAAUGGUUCAGCUGCCAUUAUAAAGACGUUCCCAAAAUCUGGAGUUCCAGUGUAAUUCAUCCAGAACUUAUUCUGAUAUGAAAUGGGCAAGGAUCUCUCUACCUGACUCCUCCAAAACGUUCUGUUACUACUUAAAAGCCCUUUUGUUACUCUUACCCUCACCUACAGUUAAGUUUCUUUAGGAAAUAAGAUGAUUUCAAACAUCUAAAACAUACAUACCCCAGGCCAGUGAAAUCAAUUUACUAGGCAAGUUAAUUUUUUCUUUAAAAGAAACACUUAAACCGGAAUUUGAUCCCCCUAACAAGUUUAUCAGCUGCAGUAAGUCAACUUUUGAUGGUUUUUUGAGAUGAAUGAAAGCAAAAGAACUUGCUGAAAAGCUCAUUGGGAAUAUUGCAGAUGACCUUAGUAAAAUAUAGGUUGUCACCUGAUAGAUUGGAACACAAAUUAGAAUAAUUUAAAACUUGUUUAGUGAUUUUUUUUUUUUUUAAGCUGGUAUGCAGUGGAGGGGAGGAGGCAAUUCUGAGGGGUGAGGUAGGUGGUAUAGUUCUAAAAAGUAUACAUUUUUAUUUUUAGAAAACUGUCAUUUUGUUACAUAAACUACACAAAGGGCUUGCAAUGCUUAUAUUUAGUCUGUGGAAGGGAGAUGGGUUUUGAAAAGGUUGAGAAACACUGAUUAGGUUAUGCAACGGUCAACAGGAAGAUUGGCAGGCUUAGUUCAUCUUGAGGGAAGCAACAUACCUCAGUGACCUAUAGGACAAGGUUUUGUUCUCUGAUUCAAUAGAAGCCCACUAGUGUUGCUUUCAAAGCAACAAUGAAAUCAUUUCCUUUCUGUCAUUUUUUAUCCCCUGGGUCACAGGCGGGGAGGAUGGAGAGUGAACGAGAGAGAUUAGAGUCCGACCUGCAUGCCUAAGCAGUAGUGUCCUUUGAGGAGGAUCUGUGUCACAUUGUGUAAAAUAUAAGAGCUUUCACGUUGAGAGGGGUCUGAGCUCCUUCCUUUAAGACACAUGCUGUAAGAUAGAACUGGAUAACAGUGCCACAGGUGGGGGGCACUGGGUGAGAUCAUCUGAUAGGGAAAGAGGACAGCCAGGAAAUGUUUAAAUCAGUGGGGCUCUGCUUGCCUUUAGAGCCUUGAGGAGGCAUUUCCAGGCAGCGCUGCCUCAAUAUUGGCUAGCCUGACUGGGUUUUCUGUGGCUUCCAGAGGACCUGCCAUUCACACGGUGGAGGCUCCUGUGGAGGUUGCAUGUCUCGGCUUUUGCUGAUUGAUUGGUGGUGUGUCCAACAUGCAAGUGAGCAAGCGGUGAAAAGCAGCAGAGCUGAUGGGUUGUGAGGAUGUGAAUGGGUUUGAAGGCUUCCACACCCUCUACUCCAGGACAGAAUCAUGAAUAAACUGGAGGAUAAGCAGGACCAGAUGAUACCAUGAAGAGAAGUUUACAGGCCCUCUAUUGCCAACUGUUAAGCUUCCUCCUGAUCUUGGCACUGACCGAAGCUCUGGCAUUUGCCAUCCAGGAACCAUCUCCCAGGGAAUCUCUUCAGGUCCUCCCCUCAGGCACUCCCCCAGGCACCAUGGCGACAGCACCCCACAGCUCUACCAGACACUCCUCCGUGGCGACGCUGACCCCCUAUCCCGAUGGACCCUCCGCACAGGCCACUGCUCCCAUGGCAACAACGACACCCCGUCCAGAUGGGCACCCUCCUACAGACUCCCUCUCCACCACCGUGGCAACAGCAACCACCCUCCGUUCUGAAAGCCCCCUGCCCACGGGCCCCCCUCCAGCUGCCCUGACAACCACAUCCUCCCGCUCAGAGGGCCGCCCGCCAGGAGAGGCCACCCCCACCAUCCUGCUGGCAAAACCAUCGGGAGCCACCAGCCGCCCCACCACAACACACCCAAGGGCUGCCACGCGCAGGCCCCCCAGGCCCCCCGGCUCUUCCCGAAAGGGGGCUGGGAGUUCAUCUCGCCCUGUCCCACCAGCCCCCGGUGGCCACUCUGGCAGGAAGGAAGGCCAGCGGGCACGAAAUCAGAGCUCCACGCAUCUAGGGCAGAAGCGGCCCCUGGGGAAAAUCUUUCAGAUCUACAAGGGCAACUUCACAGGGUCCGUGGAGCCAGAGCCCUCUGCCCUCACCCCCAGGACCCCGCUCUGGGGCUACUCCUCUUCACCGCAGCCCCGGACAGUGAUCGCAACCACGGCACCCAGCAGUACCUCGUGGGCACCACCCCCCACCACCCUGGUGCCUGCAGAGGACAAGCCAGGCCUUCACAGAGCAGCCCCAGGGGGUGGUUCCACUGUCACCAGCCAAGGAGGGGAACUGGACACCACAGCAGCCUCAGGUGCCCCUGCCAGUCCACGACCUGACCCAGUGCCUUCUCAGCGCCCCCGUGACCACCCUCAGGGCAGCCCCAGCCCCAGUGACUCAUGGCCUACUGUCACCCCUAGCACCAGCAGCCCUCUGUCUGCCAGUGCUGGGGCCUUCACAGCUGCCACGGGGCCCACCCGGGCUGCCUUCGAUGCCAGUGUCUCAGCCCCUUCCCAGGGGAUUCCUCAGGGAGCAUCCACGACCCUGUGGGCUCCAGCCCACCCCCCCGGGGUCUCAGAAAGCACUGUUUCUCGAGCCAGGGAGGAGGCUGUGGCCACCCUCCCCAUGACCGACAGGGUGCCCAGUCCUCUCUCCACAGUGGUGUCCACAGCCACAGGGAACUUCCUCAACCGCCUGGUCCCCGCCGGAACCUGGAAGCCUGGAACAGCAGGGAACAUCUCCCAUGUGGCCGAAGGGGACAAACCCCAGCACAGGGCCACCAUCUGCCUGAGCAAGAUGGACAUCGCCUGGGUGAUCCUGGCCAUCAGUGUGCCCAUCUCCUCCUGCUCCGUCCUGCUGACCGUGUGCUGCUUGAGGAGGAAGAAGAAGACAGCCAACCCAGAGAACAACCUGAGCUACUGGAACAAUGCCAUCACUAUGGACUACUUCAACAGGCACGCCGUGGAGCUGCCCAGGGAGAUCCAGUCCCUCGAGACCUCCGAGGACCAGCUCUCAGAGCCCCGCUCCCCUGCCAACGGGGACUACAGAGACACCGGGAUGGUCCUCGUCAACCCCUUCUGUCAAGAAACACUGUUUGUGGGAAAUGACCAAGUAUCCGAGAUCUAACUGCAGCAGCCUUCGCUUUGCCAUUCCCUAUUUUUCGUCUCUAAAUUAUAAAUAUACAAAUAUAUAUAUUAUAAAUAUAACCUUUGUGUAACCCUGACUUAAUGAGAAACAUUUUCAGCUUUUUUUUUUCCUAAAAAUUGUCAACAUCUUUUUUAUAAGUGUGGUUUAAAAAAAAAAGAAAACUUUACAGAAUGAUCCGUGGCUUUAUAAAAUAAAGGUAUUUCUAAGCAAA